Polyodon spathula (Mississippi paddlefish) is the source of this 2458-nucleotide messenger RNA. RefSeq names its product zinc finger DHHC-type palmitoyltransferase 4 (gene zdhhc4). Gene Ontology annotation, molecular function: protein-cysteine S-palmitoyltransferase activity. Gene Ontology annotation, biological process: peptidyl-L-cysteine S-palmitoylation; protein targeting to membrane. The record is from RefSeq and is a predicted model, not a curated record. Lineage: Eukaryota; Metazoa; Chordata; Actinopteri; Acipenseriformes; Polyodontidae. The coding region runs from base 437 to 1126 and encodes 229 amino acids. Gene Ontology annotation, cellular component: endoplasmic reticulum; Golgi apparatus. The transcript has 7 exons.
AACCACGGGCGCCAAUGGGUGGAGGUCUUUGGGAACUGUAAACCUGCGCCUGGCUGUUUCUACACUCUUCCGCAUAGUGUAUUCGGGGAAAAAAAUUCACGAUGUAAUUGUUCGCAAAACGAAAGAAAGUAAUUUAUUUUAUUUUUUAACGUAUUAAUUUUAUCGUGGAAUUCGACUCUUUGUUGACCUUAUAACUAAACAUACAAAGUUAUUUCUUUUUAAGGUGGUAGCAACAUGGAAUUUCUUACUUUGUUCUUCAUUUACGUGUUAUCUAUUUUGACGUGCAUUGCCCUAGUCUGCAGAUAUUCAGGGAAAGGACCAUUUCCUCUUGAAAAGCUGUUGGUGUAUCUAACCAGUGUAAUUUCUCAUUUGGUUCCUGAAAGGCUACAAACAGCUUCAAAUCAAAUUAUCCACAGGCUGUUUCAUAAACGUGAAAAUGUACUUCUUCUAUCAGUGCUGCACCAAAGACCCAGGCACUGUUACUAAGCUGAAUAAUGAGGGGUUCCUGGGAGUGUACCCGUAUGACCAAGUGAUGUUCUAUCAGGGUGUUUUGUGUCCUACUUGCGUCUUGGUAAAGCCUGCCCGCUCAAAGCAUUGCAGAGUUUGCAACAGAUGUGUCCACCGAUUUGAUCAUCACUGCGUUUGGGUAAACAACUGCAUCGGAGCCUUCAACACCAAAUACUUCCUGCUGUACCUGAUGACUCUGUCAGCCAUGGCAGCCGACAUCGCUGUCCUAACAAUCGGGCUUCUCCUCCACUUAGUCCUCCAAUCUAAUCUGAUGAGCGCAGCCUACAUUGACGAGGAAGGGUACCAGCAGCCUGUUGGGCUGCUCUUUGUUAUACAGUACCUGUUCCUGACUUUCCCACGAAUAGUCUUCAUGUUGGGGUUUUUGAUGUUCCUCUUCCUCUUGCUGUUGGGAUACUCAUUUUUCCAUCUGUACCUCGCUGUCACCAACCAGACAGCUAACGAGUGGUACAAGAAAAAAAGUCAUGGCUGCCAGCACUGCAACCCUUCACCGCAGCACCACAGCCACAGUUCACUUCACAGCUUUUACUCUAGAGGAACUUUCAGAAACUUAAAAGAAAUCUUGAAACCCAUUAUCAAAAACGAGAAGAAAGGAAGUUAAGUAUUACAUAUGAAAAUUUAAUAUUAAGGCCUAGCCAAAAUGUCUACUUAGAAAUUCAUGAUUUUCAGUUUAACUGUUCAAACUUGCCUGUUUUUACUAUUUGUAAGAAGUAUAUAUGGAUGUGGCAAUUUAAAAAAUAAAACAGGGCAUUUACAGCUUUAUCAUCAAGGUUGGUGAAAAAAAUAUCCUUAGUAAAGUUUUUUUUUUUUUUAUAUUGGCGAUACAUUUUGUAAGCAAAUAAACCUUUUUAAUUUAAUUGUUUUUCAGUUUGUGACUUCUUCCUCAACCGAUUUCAGAUGAAAAACUGAACAGAUAAAUGCCACGUGGAUUUACCUAAUUCUGUCACUAUAUUUGGUAAUGGCACUGAGAAAUAGAAUGGUACAAAUGUCCUAUGGUCAAAAAGGUAAUAUGUUAAGCAACAGAAAUGAGCCAUUGAAAUAAAGUAUAAUUUAAUUAAAGCACUGACAAGGUAUAGGUAAGAAGGCUGAUAGGCCAUAGGUAACACUGAUUUCAUUUUUUUGGUUAACAAAAACUGAACUUGUACAUGUUACAAUACAUUCAUAUUUACAGUACUAGAAAUGUUGACAUUUAGGUACAUGGUUGUAGUGAGCAUGUAAUUAUACAACAGCAAUAAUCCCUGAAACAAAUGUAACAAUAUGCACAACAAACCACUUUACUUUUAGCAUAGCAAUGACUUUUUGCUCUGACCUAUCAAAUAUUUAGUGGUGCGAUUUGACUGGAAUAAGCAAGAGCUCCUGGGACCAUGUAAGCUAGUUAAUAAAUGUUGCUUGGGAUCUUCAGGUUUUCUUUAAAAGGCACUUAUUUCUCCUGUGACAUUCUCCAAUAUUGUACCUUUUCUGCUUUGGUAGUUGUCAACUCCACCAAAUGGAAAGUCUGAUUUAACUUAUUUUAUUAUUUAUUUUAUUUUGUUCCAGAUUUAAUUUAUAGUUCAGCUCUGCUUGUCCUUGCUAUUCUGAUUUUUCAACAGCCCUGACAGGAUCAUUCUUGAAGGUAAACAGUUGGAACAUGUGUUGCAUUUCCCGUCGAUACAUUAGAACCUAUUAAAUGAGUUAAAAUUAGGCAGCAGCAGACAGGCUAAUAGUUGGCCUGGCCUGAGUCUUAAACAAUUUAAUAUUUGACCAGGUCAAAGAUCCAUCUGUGUCGCUGUUAUAAUAAACAAGAGCUGUAUCAGCAAGGCAUGCAACGUGAUGAUCUUGACUGUAAAAUCAAGCAGUUUAUUCUGAUGGAACACUACUUUGCAAAUAAGGCGGGGGUGGCAGAUACAGGCUCUGCAAAUUGCUCUUGCAUGUACUUCAAUUACCGAAGGAUGAG